This is a messenger RNA of Onychostoma macrolepis, 622 nucleotides long. RefSeq names its product histone H2A-like. The coding region runs from base 191 to 577 and encodes 128 amino acids. Lineage: Eukaryota; Metazoa; Chordata; Actinopteri; Cypriniformes; Cyprinidae. Gene Ontology annotation, cellular component: nucleosome. Gene Ontology annotation, molecular function: protein heterodimerization activity; structural constituent of chromatin; DNA binding. The record is from RefSeq and is a predicted model, not a curated record. The transcript has a single exon.
ACACUCCGGCCGCCUGCUGUGGAGGCGUGGCUUUGGCGGUGGAUGUUGGAGGGAAGUUCAGUGAUUGGUUUAAAAUCUUACAAAGCUCUAAACCAAUGGGCGACUGGCUGGCUCGAUUAAAAGCAGAGUGGAACGUGCAGUUUUUAUCAUUUCUGUUUUACGGUAAUAAUACAACACUUUGUGCUUGACAAUGAGUGGUAGAGGAAAAACCGGCGGCAAAGCGAGAGCGAAGGCCAAGACUCGGUCGUCCAGGGCAGGGCUGCAGUUCCCCGUCGGUCGCGUUCACAGGCUUCUCCGCAAAGGUAACUACGGAGAGCGCGUCGGUGCCGGUGCUCCCGUCUAUCUGGCGGCUGUGCUCGAGUAUCUCACCGCUGAGAUCCUGGAGCUGGCUGGAAACGCCGCGAGGGACAACAAGAAGACCCGCAUCAUCCCCCGUCACCUGCAGCUGGCGGUGCGCAACGACGAGGAGCUGAACAAACUCCUGGGCGGAGUGACCAUCGCUCAGGGCGGCGUGCUGCCCAACAUCCAGGCCGUGCUGCUGCCCAAGAAGACCGAGAAACCCGCCAAAGCCAAGUAAACGAGUCCGGUCUGCUUCAACACAAAGGCUCUUUUCAGAGCCACC